This is a messenger RNA of Mesorhabditis spiculigera, 585 nucleotides long. NCBI's taxonomy places the organism in Eukaryota, Metazoa, Nematoda, Chromadorea, Rhabditida, Rhabditidae. The record is from the annotation of a GenBank genome assembly.
AUGGUCAUGGAAUUUAUGGCAAAAACGUUAAAAGCAACGAUUAUGGACACACAACGCCCACAUACCGAGUGCUCGGCAAGAUUCUUCUUUUCACAGCUGUUAAAGGGCGUCCGAUACCUCCAUCGGCUGGGAAUUAUGCAUAGGGAUCUGAAGCCCGAGAAUAUCCUCGUCAGCCAUACCAAAAUCGUCAAAAUUGCCGAUUUCGGGCAGGCGUGCCUGUAUUUUCCGGAUCAGCCGGAUCGGGAAUAUGAAGAACAGGUGGCGACGCGGUGGUAUCGUGCCCCGGAAUUACUUUUUGGCACUCGCCGCUACACGCCGGCCGUGGAUAUGGUCGCAACGAUUUUGAUCAGAUUGCCAAAAUAUUCGAGCUGCUCGGCACGCCGACGGCUGAGAAUUGGCCCAGCUGGGGAUCGAUGCCGGACAGCCAGAAAAUCAUUUUUGAAGAGCGACAUGAGACGGAGAAUUGGGUUCCGAUCGUACCGGGUGCGUCUCCCCAGUUUAUCGCUGUACUCAAGAUGCAACUGCGGCUCUGCGGGACGCUUAGAAGUUCCGCCGAUGCCCUAUUACAAAACGAAUUUUUCUCUG